AGAGAGAGAGAGAGAGAGAGAGAGGAGUAAGAGGAGAGAGAGAGGAGGAGGAAGAGGAGUGGAUAGUAAAGAGAGAGAAACAACAGAUGGAGGUUUUGUGUCACUGGGUGAGGAGGUGCUGCUGUGGUGACAAGGAAAAGGAGGAUGAGGAGGUGAAACAGAGGAGGGAUGAAGAGGAGGAGGAGGAGGUCAUGAUGGAGGAAAUAAGAUUCAGGAAGAGCACGAGCUCAACGUCACUUCAACCGGCUGAGGUGGGCGUGGUCCAGUCCGACUCGUCUCAUUGGUUCCACACGCUUCAGACGCGACGGCUGCGUGUUCAGAGAGGACGCAGCAACAGUGACCCGGUGGGAGGAGUCAGCUGUGAGGACGCCGUCACCUGGAGACCAGGUCUUCAGUUCGGAGCAGCUCAGUCAUACCUGAGUCUGGAGAAACUGGGCGAGGGAGCGUACGCCUCAGUUUAUAAAGGCAUCAGCAGGAUUAACGGCCAGCUGGUGGCGCUGAAAGUCAUUCGUAUGAAGACGGAGGAGGGCGUGGCAUUUACCGCCAUCAGAGAAGCGUCUCUUCUCAAAGGUCUGAAACACGCUAACGUCGUCCUCCUUCAUGACAUCAUCCAUACUAGCGACUCGCUGACAUUAGUCUUUGAAUACGUGCAGACGGACCUGGCUCAGUACAUGAACCAACAUCCUGGAGGGCUUCACUCUCAUAACAUCCGAAUCUUCAUGUUCCAGCUGCUGCGAGGUCUCUAUUACAUCCACAGUCGCAGGAUCCUCCACCGAGACCUGAAGCCUCAGAACCUGCUCAUCAGUUACCUCGGAGAACUCAAACUAGCCGACUUUGGUCUGGCUCGGUCUAAGUCCAUCCCCAGUCACACGUUCUCGUCUGAGGUGGUGACUCUGUGGUACCGCCCCCCCGACGUGCUGCUGGGAUCCACAGAUUACUCCACGGCACUCGACAUGUGGGGGGCUGGGUGUAUCUUCAUCGAGAUGCUGCAGGGGGCGCCGGCAUUCGCGGGAAUCACUGAUGUGUUCGAACAGCUCCAGAAGAUCUGGACGGUGCUUGGCGUCCCCUCGGAGGAUUCCUGGCCUGGAGUCAGUCUGCUACCUAAUUAUAAACCAGAGUGGUUUCAUCAGUCGGAGCCUAAACAGUUGAGGACUGUUUGGAAAAGGUUGAACCAGUUGCCAUAUAAGACCGAGGACCUGGUCCAGAGCAUGAUGAAGAGGGUUCCUACAGAUCGGAUCUCUGCCAAGGAGUCUCUGCAGCACGCGUACUUCAGCACGCUACCUCCUCCCAUCAUGCACCUCAGAGACAUGGUGUCGAUCUUCAAGGUUCCAGGUGUUCGUCUGGAGACUGAGGUCCGAGAUAUUUGUAAUCCCGGGCGACGAAUCAAACCGUCCCUGCUUCCCGCCGCCAUGCGCUGGUGAUUCAUGCUCCAACCAUCGUUAGCCUGAGGAGACGACAGGAAAACAAAGCUUCACCUUUUAAUUGCUAAAGAUUUCAACGUAAAGUACAUUUAGUAAAAGUCAAGAAACGUAACGUCAAACUUUCCUUGAAAAUAAAUGCACAAUGUUUAACAGUGAAAA
Platichthys flesus (European flounder) is the source of this 1580-nucleotide messenger RNA. RefSeq names its product cyclin-dependent kinase 15 (gene cdk15). Gene Ontology annotation, molecular function: ATP binding; cyclin binding; cyclin-dependent protein serine/threonine kinase activity. The transcript has 13 exons. Lineage: Eukaryota; Metazoa; Chordata; Actinopteri; Pleuronectiformes; Pleuronectidae. Bases 87 to 1421 code for a protein of 444 amino acids. Gene Ontology annotation, cellular component: cytoplasm; nucleus; cytosol. The record is from RefSeq and is a predicted model, not a curated record. Gene Ontology annotation, biological process: protein phosphorylation.